This is a messenger RNA of Cyprinodon variegatus (sheepshead minnow), 3509 nucleotides long. Its product is annotated as collagen alpha-4(IV) chain-like. Lineage: Eukaryota; Metazoa; Chordata; Actinopteri; Cyprinodontiformes; Cyprinodontidae. Gene Ontology annotation, molecular function: extracellular matrix structural constituent. The record is from RefSeq and is a predicted model, not a curated record. Gene Ontology annotation, cellular component: collagen trimer. The transcript is spliced from 32 exons. The coding region runs from base 6 to 3245 and encodes 1079 amino acids.
UCAAGAUGAUGUUCAAAUUAACCUUUUCAACUUUUUUGACUAUUUGGUGGAUCCUUUUCCUGAUCAUCAAUGUACAACUGCUCAGAGCCGGGAAAAAUAAUGUACUGUGCCGAGGCAGACACUGCUCUGUGUGUCCUCCAGUCAAAGAUACACGGGGACCACCAGGCAAACCUGGAAAGCACCGUCUACAAAAUUCAAUAGGACCGAGAGCACGAAAAGAACUUCCUGAGGAAAUAGAAAGGAUCGAAGCAAAAGAGUCAAAGGUCCAAGAAAGGAAGAAAGGAGGCUGCGGUUUUACUGGUGAGCCUGGUGUUGUGGGUCGUGAUGGAUUCCCAGGUCAUCCUGGGGGAGGGGCUGAGUCUGGUUCACCAGGACUUGAUGGCUGCAAUGGAACAAGGGGCCAACCAGGACAGGCUGGUUUGCUUGGAUUGAAAGGCCUUCAUGGGCCCCCAGAAUUAAAUGGUGCUAAUGGGAGUAAGGGAGAGUCUAUUAAUGCUACUGCUCUCCCAGGUCCAUCUGCGUUGUCAGGGAGCAUUGGCCCUAUAGUUUUUCACGGCCCUCCUGGACUUAUUGGGCUUCAGGGUGACGCGGAAGGAUUUCCUGAUGGUCCUAAAGGUGACAUGGCUGAAAAGGGCACACCUGGUCCACUAGGACCAGAAGAAAGAAAAGGAUUCCCUAAAGAAUAUCAUGCUCACAAGGGCGAGAAGGGACUUAAAGGAUCAUGUGGACCAAAGGGACAAUGUCAUGAUACAGGAGAUGACAACAGCCUGAGCCCAAGAGGAUCUAAAGGAGAGCAGGAAACACUUGGAAUUCCAGGGGAUGGGGUAGCUCAAGAUAUUCUUGAAAUGGCUGGUUGGGAUGGAUUGGAUUGGCCAGGAGAUUCGGGUGUCCCUGGACCUUCGCAGUAUCAUUACGAAAGUCCCAUGAGAGGUGCCAAAGGAGACCGUGGUCACCCAGGUGUAUCUGAGCUGCCAGAGGAGCCUGGGUUUAAGGGCAUUCCUGGGCCGCCGGGCCCCCCAGGGUUAUCAGAGUUGCGUGAUGCACCUGUUCAGCCAGGUGUCCCUGGAGAAAAGGGCCAAAAGGGAGAACCAGGGAUAUUUGAUUCAAAUAAAGUCAUUUUUAAUCUGGGAACAAAGGGAACCCAAGCAACAAAAGGAUGUGCAAAUUCUUAUUGCAAGCCUAGUUCCCUUGGGGAACCUGGUGAGGAUGGACCCAAAGAGCUGACAGGAAACAAGAGCUUUAAAGCAGCUAAAGGUGAUAAUUGGGGUAAAGGAGAAUCAGAGCAUGCCGGUCCUCCAAGAAGAACAGAGGGGGCUGGAAAACAAGGCUUUUUGGGAGAACCUGGUCAACUAGGUCCUGGUUAUCCAGGACUAAAUGGCCCCAAAAGUAUUCAGGGUUUUAAUGGACCUAAAGGAUUCUCAGAGACUGUGGGUCCUUUGGGCCUUGGGCUCCCUGGUCUACUGGGCAAACCUGGACAACAAGGAAAUCCAGAAUUCCCAGAGCUUCCAGGUAAAACACUCCCAUGCUGUCAUGAAGGCUACAUUGGCUUACCAGGGUCUAAGGGUUUACCAGAUAUAGAUGACCAUGGUCCUGGUGGGGGAAGCCCAAAUGACCCUGAUGAACAUCCUGGGUUGCUAGGAGCCAGUGCAAAAACGGGUAACCAAGCAGACAUUUUCUCAGCUUGGCCAGGUGCUACUGGUUCCCCUGGACCACAAGGAGUUGUUGGGUCAUAUAAAAUCACUGGGACAACGGAAAAUCCAGGAUUAUCAGGACUACUUGAACCCAGAACCCAUAAAGGAAGUUCUGAAGAUAAUCGUGACUCUCGAGCUACUGGUUUCCAAGGUCCACCCUGUACUGUUUGUGAUAUGUUAAGCCCACCUUGGCCUAAUGGCUCUUCAGAGCAACCCAGUCAACAAGGAACAGGAGGCUACCCUGAUGAGAAAAGUUUAAGGGGAGAUAUGAGUACAGUUGGCCAUAGAGAAAACGGUUUAAAAGGUAAUCCUGGUAAUUCUGGUGCACUUCGCCAAACUGGAUUAAGAGAAAUAGUUGGUUCUGCAGGAGACCCUGGUAUUGAUGGUUUACACAGACAAAAAGGUUUAGCUGGACCCAUUGGAUUGCCAAGAUUAUGUAAAAUAUUAAAACGGAGAAAAGGUAAAGAAGAAUUAUCAGGCCCCCCAGGAUAUAGUCAGAUCGAAGGGUUCCAAGGUCAAAUGAGACAUUCUGGGAAUCCUGGAGAUCAGGUAGAUUUGGGGCAACCAGGGCCUCUUAGUAUAUCUGGCCUUCCUAGAUCUCCUGGUGCAAAAGGCACAAGCCUUAUAUAUAAAGGAGACCCAGGACCAAUGGGCCACCCUGGAUCCCCAGGUUGCAAAAGCUUUCAGGGGCCUCAUGGCUCUAGUGGCCUUCCAGAACCAAAGGAUAAGAGAGAUCACAGUGGUGGUAGGAGACCUGAUGGACCUAAAAGUCAAAAAGGUAUAUCUGGGCCCCAAGGUUGCAAGGGUGACCAUGGACCAACUAGAGAUGCAGGUGCACCUGGUCCUCCUGGAAAUUUAGCUGAACCAGGAAAUAAAGGGCCAAGAUCAAGCUUUCUUUUGGUUAUCCACAGCCAAUCAGUUGAGGUACCUCAGUGUCCUGCAGGUAGCAACCAGUUGUGGGUGGGUUACAGUCUCGUUCACCUAGAGGGACAAUAUAGGGCUCAGACGGAAGAUCUGGGCAAGCCAGGCUCUUGUCUCCCUGUUUUCUCCACAAUGCCUUUCUCCUUCUGCAACAGAGAAGCCUGCUACCACUCAAGUAGCAAUGGCAAAUCCUACUGGCUUUCCACUUCUGCUUCCAUACCCAUGAGACCAUUAUUUGGCCAGGAGGUUAGCCUCCAUAUUAGCCGCUGUGUUGUGUGUGAGGCAUUGUCACCUGCAGUGCCUUUUCACAGUCAGCAUCAAGUUAUCCCUCUCUGUCCACUGGGCUGGAGGAGUUUAUGGACGGGAUACUCUUUCCUUCUGCACACAGGUGUGGGUGACGGGGGUGGACAGUCAUUGGCUUCUUCUGGUAGCUGCCUUAAGGAUUUUCGAACUCAUCCCUUCAUUGAGUGUCAAGGUGCGCAGGGUUCCUGUCACUACUUUUCCAACCUCUACAGUUUUUGGCUGAUCACUAUAAGAGGGAGGAAGGAGUUCAACCCAAGUGUUGGGAGGAUCAAACCUUCUGAGCAGCAGCGAUUUAAGGCCAGACGAUGUAAUGUUUGUCUCAGAGAUUAAUGUUUUCUUUACUAUAAGCAAUAUUUUAUAAGCCUUUGUGAUAUUUUAGAUUACUUAGACCAGGGACAGCACAGCAUUAGUUCAACCUCAAUUUAAGGCCACUACCUAACAGCUGACAGAGCACUAACCACCUGUUAUUAUUCUGUCCUUUUUGUGUUCUACAUUAAGUCCAACUUGUUUUAAAAGAACUCAAAGAGGCAAGAAAUGAAUUUUUCUUUUCAGCAGAGUGUGUUUCUCUUUGCAAUCACCAGUUUUCCCCUAUUC